CGUUCCUCUGUGUCCCGGCGCUGCGCUCGGCGCUCCGCUGCUCGGGCCUGCGGGAGCGGCGUGAGGGCGAUGCUCGGGGCCGGCGCCGCCUGAGGGCCGGGUCCGCUCGGGUCCCGGCGGGGCGGUGGCGGGGCGGCCGCCAUGGGGCUGGGAUCCAGCUCCGAGGGCCCCGGCGGCGGCGCCGAGGGCUUCCACGUGCACGGGGUUCAAGAAAACUCCCCAGCCCAACAAGGAGGACUGGAACCUUUCUUUGAUUUCAUCAUUGCCAUAGGACACACGAGGCUUAACAAGGAAAACAAUAUGUUGAAAGACCUGCUGAAGGCAAAUGCUGAGAAAGCAGUGAAGCUGGAGGUGUAUAACAUCAAAACAAUGAAAAUACGAGAGGUGGAGGUGAUCCCCAGUAACAUGUGGGGAGGACAAGGCCUCCUUGGAGCCAGUGUGAGGUUCUGCAGCUUCCAGGGAGCCAAUGAACACGUCUGGCAUGUUCUGGACGUUGAGCCUUCAUCUCCUGCAGCUCUGGCUGGUCUCCAGCCAUACACUGACUACGUUGUUGGAUCUGAUCAGAUUCUCCAGGAGUCAGAGGAUUUCUUUUCCCUGAUUGAAUCCCAUGAGGGGAAGCCGCUGAAGCUGAUGGUUUAUAACACUGAAGCAGAUUCCAUCCGAGAGGUAGUUGUGACUCCCAAUGGAGCUUGGGGUGGAGAAGGAAGUUUAGGAUGUGGUAUUGGAUAUGGCUAUUUGCACAGAAUUCCAACACAGUCCAUAACAUCAAAGAAAAAGCCAGAAAGCAAAUCACCUUCACCCUCGCCAGAAGCUGGAACUCCUGUGCCAUCCACUAAUGGUUACACAGAGACUCCAUUAUUGGCAGCUACCUCUCAGAAUGACAGCUCUGAAACAGUUAUGAACUUGGAUCAUGCCACAGAUCAAGAAAUAAGUGGUUAUUCACCAGAAAGCUCCCUUUCUCCUCCUCCCCCUCUCCAGAGAGUUAUGGAUCCAGGAUUUCUAGAUAUGUCUGGAAUUUCAGUUUCUGAGCUCACAAGCUUAACAGAAGUGUCCAGCCUGUCACCAUCUGCCUCCUUCAAUGUGCCAGCAGCAGCUGCUUCUGUAGGCCCUGAAACAUUAAUGUCAAAUAGUGAAGCCUCUGCUUAUUUUGAAAAUGCAUCAACAUUGGACAUUGAAGGUGUAACCCCAUAUCCUGAAGGAUCAGGGAAGCAGCCCACACUGGAUGACCUCCUGCCUUCAAUUCCAUCUUUACCUUCUCUUGAUCUUCCUCAUGACAUUUCUUCAAAAGCAACACUAGGAACUGAUGCUGAUAACCAGGAAUCCAAGCUGCUUGUGAACAGCACUGAGAGCUCAUUAACCACUGCUCCAGAGACACCAGAGGAUGAAGCAGCAAGUGAGCAGAAAGCAGAAGCAGCUGCGCAAGAUCCCGCGUGAAAUGGACCCUGCUGCUGUUUACAGACUGCUGAAUGCUGCACUGCUACAGCUUGGAAUAUUUUUCUGAUCUUGAAAGAAUUACAGUUAGUCUAUUUUGUUAGUGUAGACAAUACUAGAAAAGAAAUCACAUGAAGUACAUAUCCUGUUGUCUUUUCCAAUCACUGUUUAAUGGAUCUAUGUUCAGAAUUUUGAAUGCUGUCCAAAGUUACCAGCUCAAGGAAAAAAUUGAUGCAGAAACAAGGUGGACGCUGGCAGAACAUCAAGUUCUGGAAUUCACAUUUGCCUACAAGUGCUCCUGAAUGUAUUUACGAAGGCACUGUGCCUAAACAGUGACACUUAGUGAUGAUUUUUAUCAGUGUGUUUGAUGGCAUUAAAAAAAAAAUUAUAGUUUGGAUUUGUUAGAAAGCUUUUCUAAUGGUACACCUUGGUUAGACUGUUCUUGUGACUUGCAAGGCAUUUCUUAACACUAAGAUACUUUUAUUCCUAUUUGCUACUCUGCAGACUGUCUUGGUUUAAGUCCCUUCUGUGUAACAGUUACUCGUGUACCUCCUCCACACCUAUUCCAGCAGGGGUUGGAAGUUGCAGCCCCAAAUGGGACAAAGCCAUGGUGGUGGGUCCUGUCAUUCACUGCUCUUGAAGUGGACCAGGGUGGUGGCCUUGCAGUUAAAUAAACAAUGAGGGGGGAGGGAAUGAUGAUGGUUACUUGAAACAAAUUGAAGAUGAUUUUAACGUAGGGGUGAUGAACCUUCUUGGUGAAGAUUGAACGUCUUGGCUGUUGUAGUGACUGAGAAAUAGCUUUCCUUUGCUUGUGCUUUUCUAUUUACUCAUGACUAUUUUUAUACAAAUCACUCUAAGUUUAAGACAUGGGACUGUUGUGCAGCAUCAGAAAUUGGCUGUUGCAGCUUUUUUUGUUUGCACUUGUCUCCAAAUCGCUUCUGAAUGUAACGGCAAACAUGAACAAUGGAAGACAUGGGUGGUUUUAUAACCUUCAGGGCAGUGAUUUAGCAUGGAACUUCAAAGCUGAUGAUAGGGAGUAAUUCAGCUACUGUGGUGAAAAUCUGUAGUAAAUUAAGAGAUGGGGGUACAAGGCUGGGGGGCGUUUAGCACAAUAUUGCCUGAUUGCCUUUUCCCUGCCGUGGCUCCUGCUGUGUUUCUGCACUGUGCAGAUCAGUGACAGCUGCCUGGCCUGAAAUCUGGUACCGAUGCAGGGAUGGGACUCCAGAUCCCCCAGAUUUGCCUGUGACAGCUCAGCUUCAGCCAAAGGGUGCGGGCAAAGUUACAGCACACGAGGGCCUCAGAUCAGUCCACCCUGACAAAAAAUGUGUCCUUGAUCUGUUGUUAGUCUGAAAUACUGCAAGUACAGUAGUUCUGAACAGGAUUGUCGAAGUACCUGUUGCUUCAGAGAAUGUAUUAAGCUCUAACUAAAGGCAGUAGAAUUGACAGUGGAUUCUAGUCUGCUAAAGGGUCUGUUAAUUGUGACCCAAUUUUAUUUCCUGUAUUGCUAAAAUAAAUUUCCUCUUUUGUUCCCCCAGCUGACUGUUACAAGGGUGAACAGCUAAACACUAAAAUUAAAUGUAAUUUAAACUAAUCCUAGGUUUGUUUGAUCUUGGAGCCUGAUGCCUGAAGACACCUAGGUGGUUUUUUAUUCAUGUUGUUUAUUUAGGACUGUUUCUAGUCUUACACCUUUCUCAAAAAUGGCUAUGAGAGGGUAAUAGCUCAUUUAAGUGACUCUGUACUCCAAACAGCUGUUAGAAAUCUAAGAGCAGGGAAUGUCAAAACUCAUGCUAGAUUUCAAAUGUCACCAUAAUAAAUGGCUUAAACUUA
Corvus hawaiiensis (hawaiian crow) is the source of this 3258-nucleotide messenger RNA. It is a transcript of the gene GORASP1, whose product is annotated as golgi reassembly stacking protein 1. Gene Ontology annotation, molecular function: protein binding. Gene Ontology annotation, cellular component: Golgi apparatus. Gene Ontology annotation, biological process: Golgi organization. NCBI's taxonomy places the organism in Eukaryota, Metazoa, Chordata, Aves, Passeriformes, Corvidae. The transcript has 9 exons. The record is from RefSeq and is a predicted model, not a curated record. Bases 142 to 1434 code for a protein of 430 amino acids.